UAACAUGUCGGCUGUCACAGACAAGGGACUGAAGAACACAGUGUGGCAGAAAAUCAAAACCGAAAUUUUAGAUGACUGUAAAAAGGAAAACGAAUGGAAGAUUCUAGUCUUAGAUGAGUUUACCACCAAGCUGCUAACAUCAUGUUGCAAAAUGACGGAUUUGCUGCAAGAAGGCAUCACAGUUGUGGAGGACAUCUAUAAAAAAAGGCAACCAGUUCCAGAUUUAAAGGCCAUUUAUUUUAUUUCACCAACUGAGAAGUCUAUAGAAAUUCUGGUGAAUGACUGUAAGGCCAAACAGUGCAAGUACAAAACUUUGUAUGUUUACUUCAGCGAUACAUGCCCUGACAGCCUCUUUGCCCGGCUAAAAUCUUGUGCCCCCAAAUCAAUAAAGAAGUGCAAGGAAGUCAAUAUUUCUUUUUUCCCCAGAGAGUCUCAGGUGUUCCUGCUAGAUCUCCCUGAUGCGUUUCACUUGUUGUACAGUCCAGAUAAAUCUGUGAAUAAAGAAUCUGCGAUGCACACCAUUGCUCAACAACUAGUGACACUGUGUGCUACUCUGGAUGAGAACCCCGGGGUUCGCUAUAAGAGAGAUCCAAUGGAUAAUGCUGAAGAUCUGGCUAACUUGGUGGAAGAGAAACUUGUUCAGUAUUACAAAAUUGAUGAAAAGGACCAGUUUAAGGGGAAAACUCCGGCCCAGUUACUCAUACUUGACAGAGGAUUUGAUCCAGUUUCUACACUACUGCAUGAACUAACUUUUCAAGCAAUGAUUUAUGAUCUUUUGCCUAUUGAAGAUGAUGUUUACAAGUAUCAAACAGACACCCCCCUUGGGAUAAAAGACAAAGAAGGUCGAUUAGAUGAGUCUGACGAAUUGUGGGCAAAAAUUCGUCACAAACAUAUCGCUGAUGUCUUAGAGGAGCUACCAAAACUUGUUAAAGAAAUUUCUUCUGCCAAAAAAGAAACAGAUGGCAAGGUAAUACUAAGUAAUUUGUCCAACCUCAUGAAAAAGAUGCCACAUAUCAAAAAACAGAUGAACAAGCAAACAUUGCAUAUCAAUCUAGCUGAGGAUUGCAUGCAGAAAUACAAGGGGAAUCUUGAGAAGCUCUGUAAAGUUGAACAGGAUCUGGCACUAGGGAAAGAUGCCGAGGGCCAGAAGGUGAAAGAGCACAUGCGUGUUUUGCUGCCAGUUUUGAUGAAUAAAGACCUGGAGAAUUAUGACAAGAUUAGAGCCAUCCUUCUGUACAUCUUUGUGGAAAACGGGACAACACAGGAGAACUUAGACCGACUUAUACAACAUGCCAAGAUAGAGAGCGAUGGAGAUGUGUUAAAAAACUGGAAAUAUAUUGGUGUUCCGAUUGUCCCAAAGUCUACACUGCGCAAACCAGCCAGGAGGGACAGAUCAAGAGAAGAAACAUUCCAGCUUUCUAGAUGGACACCAGUGAUAAAAGAUGUCAUAGAGGACCAUUUUGAGGGCAAAUUAGACUCCAAGGAGUGGCCGUACUGUUCAGAGUGUCCGCUAGUUUGGAACGGUUCUGGGGCAGUCAGUGCCCGACAGAAACAAAAUACACUGAGCCGCGAAGAACGAAAACCGGUGUCUAAGCUGAUUAUUUUUGUGAUUGGAGGGAUCACACACUCUGAAAUUCGUAGCGCUUACGAAGUGACGCAAGCCAACAAGUCUGUCCAGGUUUUAAUUGGCUCCACUCAUAUCGCAACACCUAAGAAAAUGUUGGAUGACAUUAAGGACCUCACCAAUCCUCGACUGCCUAAAGAGACCUUCACUCUAAUGGAGUGAAUGUGUGUACUCUAUGAAUGCAUGUCAUUACAUUUUGAGACGCAUAUCUGCACCUUGAGUUUUAUGCUUGUGUUGUCGAGUUUUGAAGAGCAAUGUGUGUUGUUCAAUGCGAUUUAACUGGAUUUUGUGGCAUAGAAACAAUGUCCCCCAAAAUGCAUGUUGCCUUCACAAACAAAGCGUGCCUUAUUCAAACUAACUCAACCACUGAACUUCUGGGAAACGCACUGAAGUAUAAGCCUGUGCAGCUCAAAUGUCAAGAUUUUAAUGUAAAUGUGCUAAAGUAUAUACUGUAUAUGUAAUUCUACUAUAAUUGAGAUAUCAUGUGGAAUUCCACCUAUCUA
Nanorana parkeri is the source of this 2127-nucleotide messenger RNA. It is a transcript of the gene STXBP3, whose product is annotated as syntaxin binding protein 3. Lineage: Eukaryota; Metazoa; Chordata; Amphibia; Anura; Dicroglossidae. The transcript has 20 exons. Gene Ontology annotation, molecular function: syntaxin binding. Gene Ontology annotation, biological process: neurotransmitter secretion; vesicle-mediated transport; intracellular protein transport. The record is from RefSeq and is a predicted model, not a curated record. The coding region runs from base 5 to 1786 and encodes 593 amino acids. Gene Ontology annotation, cellular component: plasma membrane; secretory granule.